Messenger RNA from Thlaspi arvense, 5006 nucleotides. NCBI's taxonomy places the organism in Eukaryota, Viridiplantae, Streptophyta, Magnoliopsida, Brassicales, Brassicaceae. The record is from the annotation of a GenBank genome assembly.
AUAGAAUAGAUUUUUCCCAAUUCGAUUUUCAGACGAAGAACAGGACUGAAUGAGAUGGUGAAUGGGUCAAGUUUAAUUAUUAGGUUUUGUUUUGUCGGGUUAAAUUUAGUUAUUAGGUUUCGUUGAGUCGGAUCUAUUAAAAUAUAAUUUAAAGAAGUAAUCGUAAUUUUGAAAAUACAAUCAUGAUUUUAAAAAUACAAUACGAUUUUAAAUUUAUAAUUUGAUAAGAGAAAUAGACCGAAAUGUUAUAGUUUAAAGGGUCCAAUAAAAAAUUUGGUUGAAAUUAGACAUAUAUAUAUAUAGUAGAGGGGUCAAGGGCAGUCAACCCUUUUUACUACGAGGGAAGAUAAUUACACGAGUCGUUUACAAUUAUUUGAUAAUUUUGCCCCUGAGUUUAACACCUAGAACCUUCUCCAUCUUCGCGAGCACGGCUUGGUUAGGAACGGCUUUUCCGUUUUCGUAUUCUUGAACCACCUGUGUACGCUCGUUGAUCUGUUUCGCUAGAUCUGCCUGCGACAUCUUCUUCUCCAAUCUCGCCUUCUGUAACGCGAGCCUAACCUCUGCUUUCACGCGAUCCAUCGCGGAAGGCUCUGUUUCCUCCUCCAGCUUCCUCGUGUUUAUCACCGGCGUAGCCGUGGAUUUCCCCUUUUUGUUCGAGCCGGCGUCGAAUUUCUUCACCGUCUGCACCGCGACGCCGCUUCUAAGCGCGGCGUUAACCGCCUUUGGAUCGCGCAGGUCUUGGCUCUUUUGCUUCGAUUUGUGUAGCACCACCGGCUCCCAGUCCUGCGUCACUGCUCCUGGGUAUCUGCUCGGCAUCGUAGUUGGUUUUGAGAGAAAAGAAAAAAGCGAAGAAUCAAUUGAUAUCUUAGUUUCUGAGAAUUGAGAACAAUGAACACAAUGAAUAUGUUCGUGGAGAGGGUUGUGAAUUUAUAGACAAAGUUGAGUUUCUGGAGAAUUCGAUCAUCUUUUUCCUCCAUUUUCGUAUCUGGAAAGUUCGUAAGACUGUAAUGACGUGUCUUAUCCUUAUUGGGUAUUCAAUCUAGUGACGUGGCAUUUUGAAAAAUUGACUCCUUCUCUCGAUAUAUUCAACGGUACACAGUGAUAGAAGUGAAUCGGACGGUCAUCAGGGCCUCAAAAGAGUGAUGACCGUCGAUAAAAAUUCCCUAAUGAGUAUUGGCGCUAACCUUUUCCCCCCUUCUCGAUUUCUAUGAGCUCAAAAGAGCCGCUCUCUCUCUCAUUCUCUCUCAAUCUACACUCGGAAAUGCAGCGGCAGAGAUCGAUUUUGUCUUUCUUCCAGAAGCCCUCGCCGGCGACUCAGGAUUUAGGUUCUGGCGAUGGUACUACCGUCGGAGGAGGAAAAUCACGAUUUACUGUGAAGGAAGGGGAUGUUAACGGCGGCGCUUCGGUACGCUCUGUGGAGCGAAAUGUAUGGAAAUCUGUGGAUGAGGUCAGGGGAACGGAUACCCCGCCGGAGAAAGUUCCGCGUCGUGUCCUUCCGUCCAGCUUCAAGGCGGCUGAUGCUGAAUCCGCCGGAGGUGGUGCUUCGUCGUCGCUCUUCUCCAAUAUCAUGCACAAGUUUGUGAAAGUCGACGAUCGAGAAUGUUCUGGAAAGAGGAGCCGAGAAGGUGUUGUUCCGCUUGAUGAUUCGUCUGUAUAUAUGAAGGCUGAUGAUGUUUUCCCUGAGAGUCGUUCUAAUAAUGGUCGACCACAGGAAAGAGACCAAGCUUUUAGCUUCAGUGGGACAGCUGAUGUAAGAACGGUAGAAGAUGUAGAUAACGAUGUUCUUGGCCCAGAAACACCAGGGAUGCGUCCAAGUGUUCCUCGCUUGAAGAGAGCUCUGGAGGAUGAGAUGGGUUUUAAGGAGGACAAGGUCCCUGUAUUGGAUUCUAACAAACGGCUGAAAAUGCUCCAGGAUCCGAUUUGUGGAGAGAAGAAAGUAGUAAACGAAGGAACCAAAUUCGAAUGGCUUGAGCCUUCUCGGAUCAGGGACGCCAAUAGAAGACGCCCUGAUGAUCCCCUUUACGACAGAAAGACCCUGUACAUACCAACUGAUGUUUUCAAAAAGAUGUCUGCUUCUCAGAAGCAGUAUUGGAGUGUCAAGAGUGAAUAUAUGGAUGUCGUGCUUUUCUUUAAAGUGGGAAAAUUUUAUGAGCUGUAUGAGCUAGAUGCAGAAGUAGGCCACAAGGAGCUUGACUGGAAGAUGACCAUGAGCGGCGUGGGAAAAUGCAGACAGGUCGGUAUCUCUGAAAGUGGGAUAGAUGAUGCAGUGCAGAAGCUAGUAGCUCGUGGAUAUAAAGUUGGACGAAUCGAGCAGCUAGAAACAUCUGACCAAGCAAAAGCCAGAGGUGCAAGUAGUAUAAUUCCGAGGAAGCUAGUUCAAGUAUUCACUCCAUCAACAGCAAGCGAGGGUAACAUUGGUCCUGAUGCCGUCCAUCUCCUUGCUAUAAAAGAGGUCAAAAUGGAGCUAGAGAAGUCUUCAACUGCGUAUGGAUUUGCUUUCGUUGACUGUGCUGCCUUGAGGUUUUGGGUCGGGUCCAUCAGUGAUGAUGCAUCAUGUGCUGCUCUUGGAGCUUUAUUGAUGCAGGUUUCUCCAAAGGAAGUGGUAUAUGAAAGUAAAGGGCUAUCAAGAGAAGCCCAAAAGGCUCUAAGGAAAUAUACAUUGACAGGGUCUACGGCUGUACAAUUGUCUCCGAUACCACAAGUAAUGGCGGAUACAGAUGCAUGUGGAGUGAGAACUAUGAUAGAAUCGAGUGGAUACUUUAGAGGUUCUUCUGAAUCAUGGAACUCUGCCGUUGAUAGUUUAACUGAAUGUGAUAUUGCCCUUGGUGCUCUUGGAGAACUAAUCAAUCAUCUUUCUAGGCUAAAGCUAGAAGAUGUACUUAAGAAUGGGGAUAUUUAUCCAUACCAAGUUUACAGAGGUUGUCUCAGGAUUGAUGGUCAGACGAUGGUAAAUCUUGAGAUAUUCAACAAUAGCUGUGACGGUGGGACCUUGUACAAAUAUCUUGAUAACUGUGUUAGUCCAACUGGUAAGCGGCUCUUAAGGAAUUGGAUCUGCCAUCCACUCAAAGAUGCAGGGAGCAUCAAUAAAAGACUUGAUCUAGUUGAGGAAUUCACGGCAAAUUCAGAAAUUAUGCAUAUCACUGGCCAGUAUCUCCAUAAACUUCCAGACUUGGAAAGACUGCUCGGACGCAUUAAGUCUAGCGUUCAGUCAACAGCCUCUGUUUUGCCUGCUCUCCUUGGGAAAAAAGUGCUGAAACAACGAGUUAAAGCAUUUGGACAAAUUGUGAAAGGGUUCAGAAGUGGAAUUGAUCUGUUGUUGGCUCUACAGAAGGAAUCGAAUAUGAUGAGACUGCUUUGUAAACUCUGUAAACUUCCUGUAUUAGUUGGAAAAAGUGGGCUAGAGUUAUUCCUUUCUCAAUUCGAAGCAGCCAUAGAUAGCGACUUUCCUAAUUAUCAGAUGAAGUCGAAUACCAUCUGCAUAUUGCUUAGAUCUCGACUCAUGGAUACUAAAAAGAACUUUUCGAAUUUGGUUUUGUAUAAGAACCAAGACGUGACAGAGGAGAAUGCUGACACUCUCACAAUACUCAUUGAACUAUUCAUCGAAAGAGCCACUGAUUGGUCUGAGGUGAUUCACACCAUAAGUUGCCUCGACGUCCUGAGAUCUUUUGCAAUCGUUGCGAGUCUCUCUGCUGGAAGCAUGGCCAGGCCUGUUAUUUUCCCGGAAACAAACGGGCCGAUACUUAGAAUCCAAGGACUAUGGCAUCCAUUUGCUGUUGCAGCCGAUGGUCAACUUCCUGUUCCAAACGAUUUACUCCUUGGUGAGUCUCGAAGCAGCAUUAUUUAUCCUCGGUCUUUGUUACUAACCGGACCGAACAUGGGUGGAAAAUCAACUCUACUUCGUGCAACGUGUCUCGCCGUUAUCUUUGCCCAACUUGGUUGUUACGUGCCUUGUGAGACAUGUGAACUCUCUCCAGUAGAUACUAUCUUCACAAGGCUUGGCGCAUCUGAUAGAAUCAUGACAGGAGAGAGUACAUUCUUGGUGGAAUGUACUGAGACUGCAUCAGUUCUUCAAAACGCAACUCAGGAUUCACUUGUGAUCCUUGACGAGCUUGGUAGAGGAACUAGUACUUUCGACGGAUACGCCAUUGCAUAUUCUGUUUUUCGUCACCUAGUAGAGAGAGUCCAGUGUCGGAUGCUCUUCGCAACGCAUUACCACCCUCUCACAAAGGAGUUCUCGUCUCACCCACGUGUCACCUUGAAACACAUGGCUUGCGCAUUCAGACCAAGAUCCGACCAAGAACUACUUGGCUGCGAGCAAGACCUUGUGUUCUUGUACCGUUUGACCGAUGGAGCUUGUCCUGAGAGCUACGGACUUCAAGUGGCUCUCAUGGCUGGGAUACCAAAUCAAGUCGUUGAUGCAGCAUCGUCCGCUGCGCAAGCCAUGAAGAGAUCGAUCGGUGAAAACUUCAAGUCGAGUGAGCUAAGGUCCGAGUUCUCAAGUCUGCACGAAGAAUGGCUCAAGACAUUGGUUGGUAUCUCUCAAGUCGUCCGCAACGAUAACAACAAGGCCAUGUAUGAGGAAGAAGAUGUCCACGACACUUUGAUUUGCUUAUGGCAUGAGCUCAAAUCCUCGUUUGCUGUGUUGACCAAGUAAAGGCCAUAUGACAUAACUAUCUAUUGCCCGUUUUGUGAUUAAACCGGACAUAACCACUUCUUUCCAUAAGCAAUUCGUUCAUCUUGCUCAAUUUUCAGAAGCUUAACGUCAUUUAGUAACUGGAUUUCUUACAAAAGCUGAGAUAUAGAGAUUGAUUGGAUAAACUCAAGAGGAACAUUAAUCUUCUGUAACAGCAAAAUGUAAUACAAUGCCUAGAUUUGAGGGAAAUGGUCUUGGUAAUAAUUUUUUUAGGAUUUUCACAUAUAUUAAAAGAAAUUAUCAUUGAUUACAUUUUACAAUAUUUUUGUUUCAAUUUAAUACCAUUAGGUAUUUAUCUGUAUUUUGCUGUGGA